UUUCUGUCAGCUCGAGGUCACAUGUGUGUUUAUUAUGGGAUGUUCAAUGGAGAGGAAUGGAACGAACUUCAAAAAGAGACUUUCACCAAUCUCCAAGAAAAUUUUAAAAAUGAGAAGUAUCAUGUGGAAAGGGAGUUAAUGGUAUUGCCGAAACUUCAGCUGUUGGAUUGUAGAAGUCAAGGCAUUCUAGCUCCAGGACAGCAUCAGCUUCCAUUCAGAUUUGAAGUCCCCACUUCUUUGCCCUCCUCCUUCAAGGGUGAUCAUGGCUUCAUCACAUACUGGAUAGAGGCCUCCAUUGACCAGAGGCCAUAUGGAGCUGACAUCACAUGUCGGAAGGAUUUCCAGAUACAUGGCUUGUUUGACUUGAAUCAAUCUCUGUCUGCCUUGUCUCCGUGUGAGGAAAAAGGUGAAGAUUCCAACUGCUGUUUUUGUUGAGCCACUGGAUCAUACAGUUAUAAGAUUAUUUUACCAAAGAAAGGGUUCGAAAGGACAGAAACAAUCAGACCAGUUAUUGAGAUGACAAAUAGCACACAAGCCUCUGUUGUUGCUGAGCUAAAAUUCAGUAAGAGUGUUCAAUAUACAGUCAGAGGGCAAGUAUGGACUGGUGACUUUGUAGUUCUGAAAGAAUACUCUCACAAGGUGCAACCAGGGGUGGAUGAAGUCUGGACACCUGACAUAACACUUGGAGAUCAGCUCCUGCCAUCGCAGGUCCUGCCCUCCUGUAUAGAUGUCAUUUACUCACUGCAUCUGGAGCUUGAACUCAGUGGCUGCAAUUGUGAUCAAAUGGAUACAGUAAUCGAGAUUAUGAUUGGUGACUUAAAUGUAGAAUUUGGUGGCACCCGUCUGCCGGUGAUGACGCAACCACAACCACAAACCUAUAUCUACGAGCAAGUUGACUUAACAGCAGGAGCUGGUGGUGGACCAGAACGUCGGCCUUUACUGCCUGCUGGCUAUCCCCAGAAGGGAGGGAUCCCUCAGACUGGCUACUAUCAGGGCUACUCAGGUGGUCCAGGACCUCCCAUAAUCCAUCAGCCAGCUGCUCCCAGUGCUCCACCUGGUGGCAAUGAACCACCACCUCCGAGCUACUCUGAAUGUAUCCAGAUGUCCGUGCUGUCUGGACCUGGGGACCCAUCAGCUCCUCCUGCUGGUCAUCCUGCAGGAUUCCCGCAGGCUGCAGCUUCUCCGUACUCUCCUCCAUCACAGAGCUACGUGUAUCACCAACCAGAGCAGGAGAAAUACUCAUGAUCAAGUGCAACAUACAUCAUGGAUUUAUUUGACCUGAUCCCAGGCCUGGUAUAUAGCCCUACAUCUUCAGCAAUAUUCAGAAAAAAAUCACAAAAUGGAAUAAUAACAUUUCAAGUCAUGUUCAUACAUUCUGCCCAAAGGAAGCUAAACAGCACCCAGUUUGUUUAUGUGACUAUAGUCAAUCUGUUAUGGAACACAGCCUUCCAGUUGUGAGUGGUCUUUGACUUACUUGGAGUAAUAUCAUAUGAGAUGUCCUAGAUUGGUGGGAUCAAGAUGUGUUUCAGUUUCAGGACCAGUGAAGAGGAAGAGGCUUUAAAACACCUCUGAAUCUAAGAACUAUAGCAAAUAUCUCCACUGGACUGACACGUGAAUAGAGAGUGUUUUCGCUACUUGCUACAAACAUCAGUGCUAGGUUCCAGUAAAUUAGGAAAGAGUUGUUUUUUCAGCUCCUAGUUUUUUUUGGAAUAGUUAAUCAUAAAAAUACCUUUCUUGCAUGCAAAUCACUUUUGUAUAUUGUAUGUCAGCUGACAGGAUACAUUCAAAAUGUGGAAUUGUAACUCAGAAUAGAUUACAUCACAAAUCCAUACUAUUUUAGGGCAAGUAUGGCGGUAUAUCCUGUGCUGUUAGUCGAGAAGUAGUCAUGAUAGGAAUUACUUACUUCUGACAUGUCUUCCUGUGUCAUGUGUCUACAGCAUUAGAAUGAUUGGUUGCAUGUGACUUGGACAUAAGCUCAUUAACCAUUGUGGACCAUCUGCUAUAAUCUGUUCAGAAUCUCUCUCUGGCCUGUGAGUUACUGAUACCUGUCAACCUUUGGAGGCAUCUGUUGAGUUAAAGUGACAAGUCCACUGAGAAAGUGUUAUCCAUUAUAACAUGUGUUACAAGUCAUUCAGGAACUGGUUGAAAACAUGGACCUGUUUUAUUAUUUAUUCAAGAUUUUUCAAAACUCUCUUUAUGAAUAUUAUUGUGUUACUGUAUGUCAUGUUCCUAUAUCUUGAUGUGUUUUUAGGAAGAUUAUUAUUUUUCCUUAUCCUGACUCAUGCUUAAUUGCUUGUCUCUUUCUUCUUGUGAAUGAUAGUGGAACAC
Molecule: messenger RNA, 2328 nt
Organism: Haliotis rubra (blacklip abalone)
Lineage: Eukaryota; Metazoa; Mollusca; Gastropoda; Lepetellida; Haliotidae
Product: collagen alpha-1(I) chain-like
Exons: 6
Coding region: 517-1245 (242 amino acids)
Source: RefSeq, a predicted model, not a curated record